Molecule: messenger RNA, 189 nt
Organism: Trichophyton rubrum CBS 118892
Lineage: Eukaryota; Fungi; Ascomycota; Eurotiomycetes; Onygenales; Arthrodermataceae
Exons: 1
Coding region: 1-189 (62 amino acids)
Source: RefSeq, a predicted model, not a curated record
AUGACCAAUUUAUUUGUCACUGGCGGGAGGUUAUCAGGUGUUGUUGAUUGGGAAAAUGCUGGCUUCAAGCCCGAGUAUUGGGAGUACAUCCAGGCGAUGUGGGCUUAUGGAGCGGACAAGCAUGCAAAAUGUCUAUGUGGCUCUGCAUUCGGUGAUAAGUACAACGAAGAGAACGAAGCGGAACGAUAA